AUGUCUGAUUCGAUAGCUUCAAAAGAAGAAGCUGCUAAAAUCUUUGAUAAACUAAAGAAAGAUCCUGCGAAUCAAGUAUGCUUUGAUUGUUCAAAUAAAAAUCCUACAUGGACUUCGAUUCCCUUUGGAAUAUUUUUAUGUUUACAAUGUUCAUCAGUUCAUAGAAAUUUAGGAGUUCAUGUAUCAUUUGUAAAAUCAUCAAACCUAGAUUCAUGGCAACGUAUUCAAUUAAGAAAUUUCAAAUUUGGAGGUAAUCAACAAGCUAAAGAUUUUUUUAUGAAAAAUGGUGGAUCACAAUAUAUACAACAAGGUAUAGAUGCAACUAAUAAAUAUACUUCAUCAGUUGCAAAUAAAUAUAAAGAAAAAUUAAAACAAAAAUCAUUACAAGAUGCUAUUAAGAAUCCAGAUAUAGUGACAUUAGAUGAUAUAAAUGAAAUAAGUUCAAUAAAUUCUUCAAAUGAUAGUUCAGAUGAUUUUUUUUCAAAUUGGACAAAACCAGUUGUUGCUACUCCAUCUCCUUUUGGUUCAAUUGGAGGUACUCCAAAUGCAUCAACUGAUGAUUUAUCAAUUAAAAAGAAACAACCAAUUACAAGAACUACUAAAAAGACUACUCCAACAGUCAAAAAAUCAAUUUUAUCAAGUAAAGGAAAUGGUCCUAGAAAUUCAAGAUUAGCUUCAAAAAGAAUUAAAAAUGAAGAAACUAUUGAUUUUGAUGAAAUUGAAAGAAAAGCAAAAGAAGAAGAAGAAGAACGAAAGAAGUUGGGAUAUACUCCAGAAGUUGAAGAGGAAGAAGAAAUAAAGAUACCUAUCACAACUAAACAAGCAAACAAUCCCACCACUCAAACACCUCCUUCUCUUCCUCAACAAUUUCAAAAAUUAGGAUUUGGUAUGACUCAAGGAGAUAACACAACAACUACCACUAAAAACAUUAAAGAAAUUAAAUAUACUGGUGAAGUUUCAAAUAAAUUUGGUCAACAAAAAGGUAUAUCAUCAGAUGAAUUUUUUGGAAGAGGUCCAAGAUUUGAUGAACAAGCAAAACAAGAAGCUCAAACUAAAUUACAAUCAUUUGGAGGAGCUCAAUCAAUAUCAUCAUCAUCAUAUUUUGGAGAAGAAGAAGGACAAAAUAAUAAUAAUUCAAGAUCUCAACAAGGUAUAAAUUUAAAUGAUUUAGAAGCAAGUGCAAGAGAAUUUGCUUCAAGAUUUUCAGGUAAUGCAAAUCAAGAUAUAGAAGUUUUAAAAGAUGCUUUAGAAGAUGGUGCUAAUAAAUUAGGUUCAUAUUUAAGAGAUUUUUUAAGGUGA
Molecule: messenger RNA, 1299 nt
Organism: Lodderomyces pseudojiufengensis
Lineage: Eukaryota; Fungi; Ascomycota; Pichiomycetes; Serinales; Debaryomycetaceae
Gene: GLO3
Product: ADP-ribosylation factor GTPase-activating protein
Exons: 1
Coding region: 1-1299 (432 amino acids)
Biological process (GO): COPI coating of Golgi vesicle
Molecular function (GO): GTPase activator activity
Source: RefSeq, a predicted model, not a curated record